This is a messenger RNA of Linepithema humile (Argentine ant), 4051 nucleotides long. Its product is annotated as ubiquitin-protein ligase E3C. NCBI's taxonomy places the organism in Eukaryota, Metazoa, Arthropoda, Insecta, Hymenoptera, Formicidae. The record is from RefSeq and is a predicted model, not a curated record. Gene Ontology annotation, biological process: protein polyubiquitination; ubiquitin-dependent protein catabolic process. Gene Ontology annotation, molecular function: ubiquitin protein ligase activity; protein binding.
AAUUGUCUCAUUACUCUGCUUCAAGGACGUGAAAACUACUUUACUUAUUUGUAGUGCUGUAUCAUAUCUGUCAUCUUUAAUUUGCAUAAAAAAAAUAGGAUUAAAACAAUCUGACAACUGAUCAUGAUUCAGCAUGUAUAGCUUUGAAGGGGACUAUAGGCGUAAGCCACAACAAAAUCUGUCAGGUGCCAGUAAGCGGGACGAGAGAGCUGUUCUUUUACAACAUGCGCAACUAGAGAGAUUAAAGAGGGAACAGCAGCGCAAGAAACACAAUGCGGCUGUAAAGAUACAGGCAUAUAUACGUGGUUUUGUUAUUAGAAAGCUAGUAUGUGCACAAAUGAGGCAAGAGUUUGAUGAGGCACAACAGGCAGCAGGACGUAGAAAUCUGAAUCUGGAAGAACUGGUGCCUUAUCUAAAUAAGUUGUUGUAUUUUUAUCAUCAUACGUUGGAUGCCAACAGACUAAUAUGGGUCUUACAACACUUUUUGAAGCACCAGAAGGAGAUCAAAUUGAAGUCGAUAAAUUCGUCGCAAUGGCUAUGGAGAUUGCGAUGGACGCUUUGUAUGUGCAUGCGAUACACCACAGAAAUGUUACCAGACAGUGCGUAUUCACUGGCAAUACCGUUGCGAGUUCUAGAGGUGUUCACUGCGCGCGAAGACACGGAGAGAGUACUGCGCGAGAAUAGUUACCGACACUUAGAAAGUAUAUUCGUUUACCUGAUUCAGCACAAGUACUUCGAGCAAUUGAGAAAGCUGCUGGACGAGAAAGUGCCACCAAUGGUAGAGGCAACAUCGGUCGCUCGCACGCCGAUCUCCAAAUGUCUGCUUGACAUGAUCAAACGACCGGUGGAUCUGAUUUCUCAUGUGGAUCGCAAGGAGAGCUUUUCCACUCUUGUGUUGCGCGAACUGUGCAGGAAUAUAUUUUCGCCUAAAAUGUCGGACCCGAUUCGCAUGUUUAUCGUGCCGGCGUUGGCGGAAUUCAGAGACUUUCCCUAUGCUCAGUUGAUCGAUUGCAUUAACCGGCUCCAGCUGGAGCCUACGAUAAAUCUGUUUUACUGCGUUUUAUCGUUAGAUUCGUCCAAUCAAUUUGUAUCGUGCAAAUUCGAAGAUGUGCUGACAAAUUACCUGCAAGUAUUUGCGUCUCUCAGCUCGACUAUUGUGUCGUUGAACAGCGCAUGGAGCGUCUCAGAGCAGCAACAAUGUCAGCAGGCAGAUAACGACUCAGACAACGAUACCAAGGCUAGUAUAACUGAUCAGGAACAGAUUGACGUCCUGCAGCAUUGCAUCGAGAUGCUGAACGAGCAGCAGCGUGUGAAUAUCAUACUAUCGGCGAUCGAGCACAGUCAUAAGGAUCCCUCCGUGCUGUUGCAACCGUUGUGCAGACUGUGUCAUCAUCUACUCAUGACCAGCAAGUUGGCCGUGCACAAGUACAAGCUGCUCUACAUGCUCGCUUUUAAACCGGUGUUCCUCAAGCAUCUGUGGACGAGUCUGUUGUCAGUUCGCCAAACGUCGUUGUUCAGCAGCAACACUCCCACACCCCUGCUGCAGAUCAUAUCGCGCGGGAUUGCACUCUCAACGGAGGACACCAACAGGAUAGUCCCGCUACUGGCGGUGUUUUGUUCAUUAUUUAGCCUGCUGAUCGCGACGCUGCACGACACCGAGUUCUUCCUUGAACAAACCUCCACAGACCAGACGUCCGAUAAUCGACAGCAGCACGCUAUGCCAUUUACCAUUACCGAAUUGACGAUGCUGUCCGGCCAACUGAAGAGCGUCUGCCUAGGUCUGGUGGCACUCGCAUUCCCUGACACCCGGCCCACAAUGCGCGAAGACUACAAGAAUGCCGUGCUGGGCGCUGUACCCGUUCAAUCCCAACACGACACGCAAAUCUGGACGCAUCUGUUAAAGGUGACAGUGAGUCUUCUACGACAAUUACACACGCGCGAUCUCAGGCGGCAAUUCUGCCCGGAAGGCCACUGGAUCGCAUCUAACAUCACCAUUCCGUUCGAAAAACCGCAGAACUUUGCGUCGCGCCAACGUAGACUCCGCGGAUACGUCCCUUUUCAAACUCUACGAGCCUUUACACGGGAGGAAUUUGAGGAAGGACCGCCGCUAUCAGCGACAGAAGUGCGGACGCUGACUCUACUGCGCGAGAUACCGUUCGUUGUACCGUUCAGCAAACGCGUUGUGGUGUUUCAAUCGCUGAUCUUCAAGGACAAGUCGGAGCAGCAGAACGAACUCGCACAUUUUAUGCACGGUCCGUCGAUACAGAUAUCCGUAAGGCGCAAUUAUCUAUACGAGGACGCAUUUGAGAAGCUCUCACCGGAGAACGAGCCUGAAUUGCGACGUAAGAUGCGAGUACAGUUAGUAAACAGCGCAGGUCUAGAGGAAGCCGGUGUUGACGGCGGUGGUCUUUUUCGGGAAUUUCUAUCCGAGUUACUCAAAACCAGCUUCGAUCCCAAUCGUGGUUUCUUCAAGCUUACCAAGGACAACAUGUUGUAUCCGAAUCCUACAGUGCAAUUGCUGGUUGACGAUUUCGCGAAGCAUUACUAUUUCAUUGGCAGAAUCCUGGGGAAGGCCAUCUACGAGAAUUUAUUGGUUGAGCUGCCGUUCGCCGAAUUCUUCCUAUCGAAGAUCGUCGGCCGUCAGUCAGAUGUAGACGUGCACCAUCUAGCCUCCCUCGAUCCCAUCAUGUAUCGCAAUCUGCUCUACUUGAAGAGCUACAAGGGCGACGUGGCGGAUCUCGGACUCGAUUUUACUGUGCUGACCGAUGAGCUGGGCGAGCGCCGGAUAGAUGAGCUGAAGCCGAGCGGCGCCAACAUUCCCGUGACGAAUCACAAUCGCAUCGAGUAUAUCCAUUUGAUGGCUGAUUACAAGCUGAAUAAGCAAAUCCGCACGCAGUGCAAUGCGUUCAAGGGCGGUAUUGGUAGUGUGGUACCGCUCGAUUGGCUACAGAUGUUCAAUAAUAAAGAGCUGCAAGUGCUGAUAGCGGGUGCGCAGAUUCCCGUGGAUGUAAACGACCUCAAGCUGCACACAAACUAUACCGGCGGGUACACGGCCAAUCAUCCGACCAUCACCGCCUUCUGGAAGGUCGUCAGCGAGUUCAGUGAUCACCAGAAGGGCCAGCUGUUGAAAUUCGUCACCAGCUGUAGCCGUCCUCCUCUCCUAGGAUUUAAAGAACUUGAUCCACCGUUCUGCAUCCAGCACGCUGGCAGUGUGGACCGUUUGCCGACCUCGAGUACCUGUAUGAACUUGCUGAAGCUUCCCGAGUUUCAAGACGAAAAAACACUGCGCGAAAAACUUUUAUACGCGAUACAGGCUGGCGCAGGCUUCGAGCUCAGUUAGAGAGCCUCCAACUUUGCUUCCGAUUCUAUAUGUCGAUCCAGCUGUGUAAAUACGGUGUAUAACUAAAAGCAACUACAUUAUGUGUGUGAAGAGAGAAUGCAGAUUUUAUUCUCACGCUGUUCUUCGUAACGCGGAAUAGCGUUAAAUCUGCAUCCGAUUGCACAAGAAUUGGAUUCAAGAUUUGGAUCACAUGAAACUUGAUCAAUCGAGGCAAAGAAAUCUCUGUCCUCUUUGAUUAAGUGUAAUUGCAAUCUCUUAAUUUUUCAUGUGUAGUCUGAUACGGGUUUUAGAAUUCAACACGGAAAUACCUACAAGAAAUUCUUACGAAACGCGGUUAACAUUAAUAGGAGGGGCCAACUACUAAGCUAUAUCUUCGAAGAUCAUUGCCGAUAACAUUUCGAAAUGAAAUUACGCCAUUUGUAAGAGAAGAAGAAGAAGAGAGAAGUGUGAGUGUGUGUGUGUGUAUAUGUAUAUAUAUAUAUAUAUAUAUAUAUGUACGAGCGCGUAUGGAUAUUUUUUUGGUUUUCACUUUUCCUACCACCUUUGGCCUACAACUUGUAAAUUAUGUAUAUUUUUAUUGUUUUAUAUUCGCCAUUGUGAUGUGUUUUUGUAACUAUACUGCUACUAUAAUUCAAAUGUAUGUGAGAGAAUAGAUGUAUUUAUGAGAGAUAUUGUUAAGUCUAUGUAAAUAAAAUAUCUUAAAACGUUAAA